AUGGCGGGCUCCAUCCAGCAGUUUAUCACGACGGCCAAGGCGCGUCCGCCCAAGCUGAUCCGCGACUACCUGUCGCCGACAAACUCCCACCUCCUCAGCCUCCUGCUCGCCGACGUUCUGCCGCCGUCGUGCUACCCGUACCCGCUCUCGUCGGCGUCGCCCAACCCCACCAAUUCCACGGGGCCGUCGCCGCACCUCGCCGGCUCGUCGAGCCUCCCACCGCUGCCGCAGUCGCCGCCCUGGGGCAAGCCGUUGCCGCUGGGCCACCACCUGGUGUAUUUCCCGCUACAGGCGCGGCCGACGGAGCUAGCAUGGGACGGGGCGGACAACGACCACGCGCCGGGGAGCCCCAAGGAGAAGCCCGACUACUCGGUCUCUCUGACGCCGUCGUCCUCGCUCCUCUUUGGCUUCUCGGCGCUCACGUACAACGCGCACCGCAUCCACAUCGACCCAGAGUACGCCCGGUCCGAGGGCCACCGCGCCAUGCUCUUCCACGGGCCGUUUAGCGUCGUCGUGCUGCUGACGGUGCUCAACUCCCAGCUGGCCCCCGGCGAGAGCGUCGACGCCUACGACUACCGCAACUUUAGGCCCCUCUACGUCGACGAGAAGCUGACCGUCUGCGUCAGGAGGAUCGAGGGCGGGCCGGGCCGGGGUCCCCGGGGAGCUGGGACAUUUGGAUCGAGGGUGCGGAUGGGGGAUUUCGGUCCGGGGCACGGCGUACAACACCGUCGAGACCGUCGCCUUUGCUUCGGUCUCACCCCUCGCCGCGCGGCCGCCUACUUUGAGAAAUACUCGCCCGUGGAUUUCGUGACGAAAACGCGCCGCCCGCCCGCCUCCAUCGCCGAGUGCUUGAUCAUGUUCGCCAAGGUGCGCGAUGAGAUGCUUGCCGUGGCCGAGUUGCCGCUGCCUGCUACGCCGUGGCUCGAGCCUGAUGUGCCUGGCGCGCAGGCGAGGAAGAAAAAGAAAGAGGAAGAGGUUAGCAAUGCGAUGGCAGCCAGACAUCAAGGCAAAGACCAGGGGAGGGGGCUGGAGGCCACCAAGAACCAGGGCAACAAGGCCACGCAGAACGACAAAAACGGCCAGGACAAGAAAAACGUUUGGAACAACUGGAACAAGAAGAACAACACAAGCAACAUGAACGGUAAUGCUAGGAACAGCCAAACUGCUCAGAACCACGACCGCUCCAAGGCAAACGGCACCGCCGACGUCGCGAACCCCAACAACACCAAUGCCAAGAGCAAGACCGACGCCGAAGCUUACCCAAGUCCCGACCAAAUCCUCUCCAGGCGCCUAGAGCUCCUCGGCAUCGCCGGCCCCGCCCGCUACAGCAUUACCCUCAAGCUCGCCCGCAGCGCCGGCACCAAGACCCUGCGCGACGUCCUCAUCUACUUCAGCGCCUUUCGGUGGGAGUACCUGACCAGCAUCUCGCUGCGCGCCGGCCGCGUCAUCGCGCACGCCCGCAACUACGGCGGCAAGGAGCUCAUCCAGCACGUAGACAGCAUCGGCAACGCCGCCGGUAUCACCGGCAGCGAUUGGCCGUGGAUCGUCGGAGACUGGAAGCAGGAGAUGGGGUCCAGGCUGAGAAAUCCCGGCGCUCCUCGAGGUCAUGAAGCGGACAAAGUAUCGCUCCCCGCCGAGGGCGCCGCUCAAGAGGAAGAGACUACGGCUCCCGGCACCGGUACUGCCACCGACCCACUUGACCAGCCAGGCCGCAACGCCAAUCUCGCCAAGUUUGAGUCCAGCUACGUAGCUCGCAUCUUUAGCCCGCGCCAGCCGCCUGCCAACCUGCCGCCUCCCCGCCACCACCUCUGGCCCUUCCGCCCCCGCCGGCCGUGGUACAGCGACCACUCCUCCCCACGGCGGCUCCUUUCCAGCCCGCAGCCUCAGCCGUCGCCCAGCCGGGAAGCAAGCGGUCGGAGCAGCGAUCAAGGCGCGGCAAGCCGACCGGGCCCCGCGGCGCUCCUGCUCAGCGCUCUGGGGGUUUAG
Messenger RNA from Parascedosporium putredinis, 1986 nucleotides. The record is from the annotation of a GenBank genome assembly. NCBI's taxonomy places the organism in Eukaryota, Fungi, Ascomycota, Sordariomycetes, Microascales, Microascaceae.